Molecule: messenger RNA, 3861 nt
Organism: Austrofundulus limnaeus
Lineage: Eukaryota; Metazoa; Chordata; Actinopteri; Cyprinodontiformes; Rivulidae
Gene: arsa
Product: arylsulfatase A
Exons: 8
Coding region: 107-1609 (500 amino acids)
Molecular function (GO): arylsulfatase activity
Source: RefSeq, a predicted model, not a curated record
GAAAUUGACUACGACUGUUUUAUUUCCGAGGUAACACAAACGCAGCACUACUCACUGUGUUUUGUUUUAGCAGGUUACUUCUCGUUUCUGUGGCACAAGAGGCACAAUGGACUUCAGACGUCUCGCUUAUUUGAUCUUGUGCACGUUUGGCGCUUGUUCGGCGUCAAAGCCGAACUUCGUUCUUCUCUUUGCAGAUGAUUUGGGGUUCGGGGACUUGGGCUGUUACGGGCAUCCCAGUUCACUCACUCCUAACUUGGACCGCCUCGCAGCAGCAGGACUCCGCUUUACAGAUUUUUAUAGCACCUGUCCGGUCUGCAGCCCGUCCAGGGCGGCGUUGCUGACAGGUCGUUAUCAGACCCGUUCAGGUAUCUACCCAGGUGUGUUCUACCCAGGCUCCAUUGGGGGUCUUCCUCUAAAUGAGACCACCAUCGCUGAAGUGUUGAAAACUCAGGGUUAUGCCACCGCUAUCAUGGGGAAAUGGCACUUGGGAUAUGGGGCCAAAGGGAAGUUUCUUCCAACCAAACAAGGUUUUGACGAGUACCUGGGGAUCCCAUACUCUCAUGACAUGGGCCCCUGCCACAACUUGACUUGUUUUCCUCCGGAUAUCAAGUGUUUUGGAUAUUGUGACCCUGGUGUUGUAACUGUCCCCGUCGUGCAUAAUGACAACAUCAAACAGCAACCGGCCAACUUCCUGGAGCUGGAAAAGGCUUACAGUGACUUCGGAACCAAUUUCAUCAUUAACUCUGUCAAGAACAAACAGCCUUUCUUUCUCUACUACCCAUCGCAUCACACUCACUACCCACAGUAUGCAGGUUCAGGAGCAGCAGGUCGCUCUUUGAGGGGUCCAUUUGGAGAUGCCUUGUUGGAACUGGACGACACAAUAGGAAACCUGAUGUCUACCCUGGCGCAGACAGGAGCGAUUAAUAAUACACUUGUAUUCUUUGCAUCUGAUAAUGGGCCUGAACUGAUGCGCAUGUCACGUGGUGGCAGCUCAGGCCUCCUGAAAUGUGGCAAAGGUACAACAUAUGAGGGGGGGAUGCGAGAGCCCGCCAUUGCAUACUGGCACGGCAUCAUUAAGCCAGGUGUGACCCAUGAGUUGGCCAGUACUUUGGAUAUCCUCCCUACCAUGGCGGGCCUGGCAGGAGCUACACUACCUCCAGUGAUGCUGGAUGGGUUUGACAUGACAGAUAUCCUCUUCAAGCAUGGGAAGAGUAAGAGGGAGGCAAUGAUGUACUACCCCAUAUCUCCAAAUAAAACCUAUGGACUGUUUGCUGUGAGACUGGGGACGUACAAGGCCCACUUCUACACAGAAGGUGCUAUCCACAGUGCUACCACCCCAGACCAGGACUGUCCAGGAUCUGCGUCCUUGAAGGCCCAUGACCCUCCUCUCAUUUUUGACCUGGAGGCUGACCCCUCGGAGCGCUACCCCCUCCCACUUAAAGACAGACCCGAUGUCCAAGCAGUGUUGGAGCAGAUAAAGAAUGUCAAGGCGCAGUUUGAAGCUACCAUGGUCUUCGGCGAGAGCCAGGUCUUGAAAGGAAGCGACCCAAAUCUUGAGCCGUGCUGUAAUCCUGACUGUAGCCCUAAACCCACCUGCUGCCAUUGUUGAUGAUGGGGGGGGGGGGGUGCCUGAAGACAACUUGGGGAACAUGUUGCACUGAAGAAACAAGUUAAAAGCCCUGCAAUGAAUCAGGUUUUUACCUUCAUCGAUUAAUGCUUAUGUUUGAACAAAUAAUCAACAAAAAUGAUGUAACUAAUCUCAUCAAAGAGAUUUUCUUACUUUUAACACAGGUCUUUCCCACUUUUACUACUUGAAAGGUUGUUUGAUCUAAACUAGUUUUCACCUCAGAUUUUCAUAUAAAAGGGAUAUGUAAAUAUGAAUGAAUGUGUUUACAUUGCUUCAGUUCAACAUUCCAUAAAUCCACCCCACACAAAGACACACAUACUUUUUCUCAUGGUUCGCGCCCUUUGUUUUUUUAAUUUGAACUCUCCUCUUAAUUUAAAGCCCCCCCAUUCUAUCACAAAACAUUUUUUGAAGAGUUCCUGGAAGUUCUUUAUUACUUGCUUUGAACAUAAAUUGUGCUGUUUUAAAUUUAACCAAAUCAUAAAAUUUUAAAAUAUUUGACUUUACAAAUAGUGUGUUAGUGUGCUCCCAAAACCCCACUUUAUGAAUUAUCCUGACUGCUCUCUUUUGUAGCUUACAAAGUGGCUGUAGGUUGCUUUUGUAUGUGUUACCCCAAAUUUCCACACAAUAAGACAGAUAUGGCAAUACAUGUGAUGAAUACAGAAUCAACAAUGCUUUGUGGUCCAGUAUGUGUUGAGCUUUCCCGAGUAUUGCAUAGCUUUAUGCCAAUUUUCUUUUUAUUUGAAUAAUUUGUGAUUUCCAGCAGAUUUUAUGAUCCACACCCAGAAAUUUAACUUAUUUUGUUCUUACUAUCUCAAAACUGUCAAUCAUUAUUUUUAUUUGUGUUCUUGAAGGUAUUUUUUUAUUUCCGAAUACCUUAAAUAUAGUUUUAUUUAAAUUUAAUGACAAUUUAUUUAAAUCACACCAAUGUUUCAAUUUUGUCAUUUCUGUAGUGACUUUCUCUAAAAGCUGCUGGAGAUUAUUUCCAAAACAAAAGAGGUUAGUAUCAUCUGAAAAUAAAAUAUACUUGCACAAUUCUGAUACACUCGCACAUUUCAUUUACAUAUAGAAUGAAUAAUUUUGGUCCUAAUACUGAGCCCUGCGGGACCCCACAAGUUAUGUUUUUAAAAAUGAUGUGUGGUCACAGAUUUAAAUAAACUGUUUUCUAUUUUGAAUAUAAUUUCUUGCCAGUUUAGCACCACUCCCCUAAUUCCAUAUUUUUCCAAUCUAUUUAAUAAAAUAUGAUCAAUGGUGUCAAAUGCCUUUUUAAAAUCAAUAAAUACUCCAACUGCAAAGUUUUGGUUGUCCAUACCAUUAAUAAUUUCUUCAGUCAUGUGCAUUAAUGCCGUUGAUGUAGAUCUGUUUUCUCUAAAACCAUUUUGACAAUCUGACAGUAUGUUUUUGAAUAAAGGCAUCAAGCAUUUGAAUGAAGAGUUUUUCAAGGACUUUAGAAAACUGGCAGAGUAAUGAUACUGGCCUAUAAUUAGUGAAAAGGUGUUUGUCCCCAGCUUUACAUAUUGGAGUAACUUUGGCAAUUUUCAUUUGAUAUGGAAAUGAUCCUGUUGAAAAUGAUAAGUUACAGAUGUAGGUAAAUGGUUCCACAAUGGCAUCAAUCACUUUCUUUACUACAGUCAUAUUAAUAUCAUUCCAAUCUGUAGAUGUCUUGUUUUUACAUUUGCUGACUAUAUCUAGAACUUCUUUUGCUGUUACUGGUUUCAGAUAAAUUGAGUAUGGAUUUGAUUCAAUAUUAUUUUCAACAAUGGCCCUCCCAUUAUCUUUUAAGUCUGUUAUUUCUUCAGCUAACUUUGGUCCCACAUUUACAAAGAAUCUAUUAAAUCCAUUAACCACAUCAUUCAUAUCAUCCACAGUCCUUUCUUCAUCAUCAAAAUAUUCUGUGUAAUCUGUACUGUUUGAACCACUUCUAAUUACAUCAUUUAUUAUUUUCCAUAUACCUCUUACAUUGCACCUGUUUUGAAGGAUUUUAGUAUAAUAAUCUUACUUGCAUACUCGCAGAAUAUUUGUCAAUUUAUUUUUUUUACUUUUUAUAUUUUUGUUGUUGUUUUUUUCUGACCAUUAUAAUUUUUUUAUAUAAGCCAUUCAUUUUCAUUCAUGCAUUUUGUAGUCCUUUAGUGAUCCAUGGAUUAUCCAUGAAAUUCUGUCUAUUUUUAAACUUCAUUACUGGACAGUUCUUAUUGUAAAAAUUCUUGAAUGUAGAAAUAAAUAUUUCAAAAGCUUUA